AUGGGGUGCCGGCCGUCGGCGAGCUGCUUCGCCUGCAAGGCGAGGAAAGUCAAGUGCGAUCUGCAAAAGCCCUUCUGCAACCGCUGCAUAUCCCUAGGCCGGCAGUGUCCAGGCUACGCGGACCCGUGGACGGUCGUCCACCGCCAGCAGAAUGCCUCCGCGGCGCACCAGGUCCAGGUCCGCGUCGCCAAGCGCCUCAAGGAGCGCGGCGACGCCCCCACGUUCAUCAGCCCCGGCGGCCUCGGGGAGGGGAGCUCGCCCGAGAGCCAGCGCAGCGACUCGUCCGAGGAGGAGGAGCUCAUCCGCCGGGUCACGGUGAUGCCGCGCGCGGUGCAGUACGACUCGGAGAUCUACUCGAUGCGGCACUUCCAGUCGAACUACACGUCCGGCAACGAGGUGGGCUUCUUCGAUUUGUUAUUUGAUCUGAAGCCGCCGGUGAACUCGCCGGGCGUGUUCGAGGAGGCGGUGAAGGCGACGGCGCUGGCGAGCUCGUCGCUGCAGCUGUGCCAGGCGGGCAUGAUGGCGCAGGCGAAGCAGCAUUAUGGGAGGGCGAUGAUGAAGCUUAGUGCGGCGUUGAGGGAUCCGCAGAAGGCGAAGGAGGAUUCUGUUGUGGUGGCUUUACUCACUUUAGGCCUCUUUGAGGCGAUUAUACCGGAUAAGACUCCGUCAAAGAUAGCAUCACACUGCCGCGGGUCGUUGGCGCUGCUCAGGUACAGAGCCGAGCAGGGGAUCGCGACGUGGCUGGACAAAGCCUCGUUGGCAUUCAUCGCUCAGUUGGGGAUUCUCGAAAUCUUCAUCGGCCAAGAUGGCCGGUCGCCAAUACUGACGGGCUUGACACAAGCCACGUGGGCGCAGAGGCAAGGCGGCGUCGUCGAGGCUCUCAUCGCCCGCGCCAUCGACUACAAGUUCACCGUGCUCAAGACCACAUCCUCUCCAUCCAUCCACGACGCCUCCGUCGACAGAGUCACGGCAGUCUUCAAAGAGGGCAUCGAAAUCAUCCGCGACCUCGAAGCCGCGGCAAACUACCGCGUCGCCGCCCCCGCCCCGCGCCAAUCGCCCCCGGCCGCGGGCCUGCCCGACCCCGGCGUGAACACCUUCAACGGGCUGCUGCGGCGCGACUCGCCCGCUUCCAACGCGAUCGCCAAGGGGCUGUACCUCACCGUGCGGCUCCACAUGGUCGAGCAGAUCCUGUCGCUGCUGAUCGCGCUCGGCGAGCCGACGCGCGAGCAGCUGCGCGCGCUGGUGGACCUGCCGCACGGGCUGACGGCGAUGGAGCAGGUGUGCGAGCAGAUCCGGGUGAUUUUCGGGUUCGACGGGCGCGAGAGCGUGUGCAAGGCGCAGGGCAUGGGGUUCCAGGCGUGGUGCAUGUUCUGGCCGAUGAUCGCGGUGCUGAAGUCGGCGCUGGCGGAUAAGGACACGAAACUGUGGGUGCUGGACAAGUGCCUGACGGUCAGCCAGGCGAGCGGGUUCGGGAUGGCGAUGUACCAGAUGGGGUGGUUCCAGGGCGGUCCGUCGGAGAUGGCCAUUAUUGAGUAA
Messenger RNA from Colletotrichum gloeosporioides, 1536 nucleotides. RefSeq lists its product as uncharacterized. Gene Ontology annotation, molecular function: DNA-binding transcription factor activity, RNA polymerase II-specific; zinc ion binding. Gene Ontology annotation, biological process: regulation of DNA-templated transcription. The transcript has 4 exons. Lineage: Eukaryota; Fungi; Ascomycota; Sordariomycetes; Glomerellales; Glomerellaceae. The coding region runs from base 1 to 1536 and encodes 511 amino acids. The record is from RefSeq and is a predicted model, not a curated record.